AUGACUGACAGAAAUAACCAAUGGUUUGAGCACCUCAUUGAUGGUGAAACUGUAGAUUCCGUUAAUACGUUAUGCGAAAGAAUCAAUCAUUUCUUUGUAAAUCUCACAAAAGAUUUUACGCCUCUCUCACAGGACGAUGUUUCUAACUAUUCUGCUGGUGAUUCUGGUAUUGCGGAUGAUCUCUUGGCUUCAACUGGCGAAGUUUAUAAAUCCCUUUGUUCUUUAAAGACAGGGAAAGCCCCGGGACCGGAUGGAAUCCCGAAUGUAAUUCUAAAAACGUUUGCCUUUGAGUUAGCGCCAGUAAUCGCUGAUAUUUAUAACUCAUCCUUACGUGAUGCCUAUUUGCCUCCUCUAUUAAAGAGAGCAACUGUUACACCUCUUCCCAAACAAUCUCCACCGGGCUCCAUUGAAAAUGGUAUCAGACCCAUCUCACUCACUUGCGAAAUUGCUAAAGUGAUAGAAGGUCUCACCUUAGCGAGAAUCCUGCCAUCCAUUAUAAGUCACUUGGAUAACAAACAAUUUGCUAUGGCUGGAAAAUCUACGCAACAGGCUAUAGUAUAUAUUCUCCAUCUAGCCCUCGAGGCCCUUGACAAGGGUGGUUGCACCCUCCGAUUUUUCUUUGCUGAUUUCCGCAAGGGAUUCGAUCUGAUUGACCACAAGAUUCUACUUGAUAAACUAUCUAAACUUGGCACUCAUAACGUUGUGUUAGGAUGGAUCGCUGCCUUUUUAUAUAAUAAUAAUAAUAAUAAUAAUAAUAAUAAUAAUAAUAAUAAUAAUAAUAAUAAUAAUAAUAAUAAUAAUAAUAAUAAUAAUAAUAAUAAUAAACUUUAUUUAAAGAAGGUGCAAUUAUACAAAAACCAGUUUAGCAAUGCUAAUCUUACACUGGGCUUUCUGUUCAACUGUUAUCGUCUACUUAUUACAAAUUUACUAUUAAAACUACACAUUAAAUUGGACAUCAGUACAACAAGCACAUAUAAAAGUCGUACAAACAAAUAACUUAUAUAUAAGUAUCUAAAAAGUAUUUAUAGGCUCUUAUUUUAAAGGAGCUUAAUGACGUUGAUUGUCUGGUCGCACGUGGUAAACUGUUAUAUAAUGUUGCACCACUGAAUUUCAACGUUUUCUGCCUAAUUGUUAGUUUCGUUCGCGGUAUCCACAGUUCGUUGUUCUCUGAGCUUCUUGUAAUUCGUUUUGUCACUGAUGACUUUAAGACAAACAAGUCACUUAUGUACUUGGGUACCCAGUUGUUUAAUGAUUUAUAUAAAAGGUCUCAGUUCGUUCGUAUUGGGUCGGAUGCAUCUACACUUCAAUAUAUCAAUGGUGGUAUUCCACAAGGUACUAAGCUUGGCCCAAUCCUCUUUGCCGUAAUGGUGAAUGAACUUUUGUCUGCGUGGGGCCCCCGUGCUAAGUUCGUUGAUGAUCUUACCGCUUUGGAAAUUGUACCUAGAAAUUCCCCUUCCUUGAUGAAUCAUAUCGUGGCAGAUAUACACUCGUUUGCUGAAGUGAACAAUAUGAAGCUGAAUCCUGCCAAGUGUAAAGAUAUGAUUGUUAACUUUCUUCAUUUCAAUACUAGUGUUUUGCAACCUAUCAUCAUUGGUGCAACACGCGUGGAAUCUGUUUCAUCAUUUAAACUGCUCGGAGUGUAUGUUACCAGUGAUUUAACAUGGUCUGUGCAUUGUGAAUACAUUAUUAAGAAAUCCAAUAGGCGUUUAUAUGCGUUGAGGAAGCUUAAGAGGAGUGGGGUAGCCCCAACAGACAUCCUAUGUGUUUAUUGUGCAAUUAUAAGAUCAGUAUUGGAAUACGCUUCUGUCGUUUUCGCCAACCUUCCUCAAAAUCUUAGCGACGAUCUUUAA
Molecule: messenger RNA, 1850 nt
Organism: Paramuricea clavata
Lineage: Eukaryota; Metazoa; Cnidaria; Anthozoa; Malacalcyonacea; Plexauridae
Source: the annotation of a GenBank genome assembly